CACGGACGGGCGCGGCGCGCACGCAGGGACAGGGGCGCUAGUGCGGGAAGCAGGCAGCCAGAGCCAGCGGAGAGCGGCCGCGGCAGCAGGGUCCGCCAUGGCGGUGGGCGCGGCAGCCGCGAAGCUGCACCUCUCGUCGGCCGCCGCGGCCGCGCGCCGCCCCUCGCUGCUCCACCUCGCGGCCGUCGCGGUCCUCUGCUCCCUGUCCUACCUCCUCGGCAUCUGGCACCACGGCGGCUUCUCCGCGGCCCCCGCCGCCGGCGCCGGCGCCGCCGUCUCCAUCGCCACCGCAGUCUCCUGCGCCUCCCCGACCCCGACCGUCUCCGCGGGCUCCUCCUCUUCCCCCUCCUCCUCCGCGGGGCCGCUCGACUUCGCCGCGCACCACACCGCGGAGGGGAUGGAGGCGGAGGCCGCGCCGCGCCAGCGCGCCUACGAGGCCUGCCCCGCCAAGUACUCCGAGUACACGCCCUGCGAGGACGUGGAGCGCUCCCUGCGCUUCUCGCGCGACCGCCUCGUCUAUCGGGAGCGUCACUGCCCGGCCUCCGACGCCGAGCGCCUCCGCUGCCUCGUGCCGGCGCCCAGGGGCUACCGCAACCCGUUCCCGUGGCCCGCCAGCCGCGACGUAGCCUGGUUUGCCAACGUCCCGCACAAGGAGCUCACCGUCGAGAAGGCGGUGCAGAACUGGAUCCGCGUCGACGGCGACAAGUUCCGCUUCCCAGGGGGAGGCACCAUGUUCCCGCGCGGCGCCGGCGCCUACAUCGACGACAUCGGGAGGAUCAUCCCGCUCCACGACGGAUCCAUCCGCACCGCCCUCGACACCGGCUGCGGGGUGGCGAGCUGGGGAGCCUACUUGCUGUCGCGCAACAUCCUGGCCAUGUCCUUCGCCCCGCGAGAUUCACACGAGGCACAGGUGCAGUUUGCACUGGAGCGUGGUGUGCCAGCGAUGAUUGGGGUGCUCGCCUCCAAUCGGCUCACCUAUCCGGCCCGUUCCUUUGACAUGGCGCAUUGCUCCCGCUGCCUCAUCCCAUGGCAACUCUAUGAUGGACUGUACUUGAUAGAGAUCGAUCGCGUUCUGCGGCCUGGAGGGUAUUGGAUCUUGUCCGGACCACCGAUCAACUGGAGGAAACACUGGAAGGGGUGGGCCAGGACUAGAGAGGACCUGAAUGCAGAGCAGCAAGCUAUUGAGAAAGUUGCCAGAAGCCUCUGCUGGAAGAAGGUCAAGGAGGAAAAUGACAUUGCUAUCUGGCAGAAGCCUACUAACCACAUUCACUGCAAAACCAUUCGCAAGGUUAUCAAGUCCCCACCCUUUUGCUCUAGCCAAAAUCCAGAUGCUGCCUGGUAUGACAAGAUGGAGGCUUGUAUAACUCCACUCCCAGAGGUCAGUGACUUAAAGGAGGUUGCCGGUGGCGAGUUGAAGAAAUGGCCGGAGAGGCUCACUGCAGUACCGCCCAGGAUUGCCAGUGGCAGCAUCGAGGGGGUAACGGAAGAGAUGUAUGUGGAAGAUACUGAGUUAUGGAAGAGGAGAGUUGGACACUACAAGUCCGUGAUCUCUCAAUUCGGGCAGAAGGGCCGGUACCGCAAUUUGCUCGAUAUGAAUGCGAAGUUUGGCGGCUUCGCUGCAGCAUUGGUGGAUGACCCCGUGUGGGUCAUGAACAUGGUCCCUACUGUUGGCAACUCAACAACCCUGGGGGUAAUAUACGAGCGUGGCCUCAUCGGGAGCUACCAGGACUGGUGUGAGGGCAUGUCUACUUAUCCCCGGACCUACGACCUCAUUCAUGCUGAUUCAGUGUUCACACUAUACAAUGGCAGGUGUGACAUGGAGAACAUUCUGCUGGAAAUGGACAGGAUCCUGAGGCCGGAGGGCACGGUCAUCGUAAGAGAUGAUGUGGACCUGUUAGUGAAGAUAAAGAGCAUCGCGGACGGGAUGAGAUGGAAUAGCCAGAUCGUGGAUCACGAAGAUGGUCCACUCGUCCGCGAGAAGCUCCUCCUUGUUGUGAAGACAUACUGGACAUUGGGGGACAACAAGCAAUAGGAAUAACGUGGAAUAAAAGAGUUAGAGCGAUUGACAUGCUUGGCAAAUCUGUGACUGGCUUUGCCAUGUGAAUCUGGAGUUUGUUUUCUUUUUUUUUUCUUUUUGGGUAUUCUUUUGGGGAAAAUAGUCCACAAAAAGGAGAUGCUCUCCUUGUUAAGCUAUGAGAGAGGGAACCCAGCACAGAUUUUGACAUGAAAAAACAGAACAUAUUGUGUCAAGUGGGUAAAUAGAAAGUAUAAUGUUGGGGUCAAUUUUUUCUCCGGGUGCACAUUGUUUAGUUCUAGUUGUUAGAUGUUUAUUAUGUGA
Molecule: messenger RNA, 2338 nt
Organism: Panicum hallii
Lineage: Eukaryota; Viridiplantae; Streptophyta; Magnoliopsida; Poales; Poaceae
Product: probable methyltransferase PMT15
Exons: 6
Coding region: 98-2032 (644 amino acids)
Cellular component (GO): trans-Golgi network; endosome; cytoplasm
Molecular function (GO): methyltransferase activity
Source: RefSeq, a predicted model, not a curated record